AUGAAGUCAGGCUAUAAACUUCAAUGGGUGAAAUUUUACUCUUCUGAGUUUGCGAUCGACGGCGUUGAGUACAAGUCGCUUCCUAGUGGAAUUCACGAUUCGGCAAGCGCAACUGUAUUCAUAAGUCACAAAUCGGGCAAAGAGAUGUAUUAUGGUGUUUGCUGCUUUAUACAGUUCACACUUGAAGAUAAUAAUAAUGAUAGUAGGCAGAAUUUGAAAAUGUUUUCACUAGGUGUAUUGUGUAAACCUAAACCUAGUGAGUGGAAACCAAAUGAGUUUAUAAACCUUGGAUGGGAGUACAUUCCUGAUUUGAGAGAGGUACUUGAAGACUUGAAAACUAAGAUUAAAGCAAAUCCAACCGAGCAGGUUGAUUUAAAUGCAUAUUUCACCACUUCUCUGGUAUUUGAAAAAGUAUCCGCCAAACUAGCGAAUCCAAAAUCAAGUACAAUGGACAAAAACAACAACCAGCAUCAUUUGCUCUUGCAAUUGCCAAAGAUGUUUCAAAUUCUAGGUCCCCUUGUGUUUGUCAUUUUCAAACAAAGUUUGCUAAGGAAAAAUAUAAUGAUAUUCAAUGAAUUACACAUGAAUGCCAUCCAUCAGGGAGAUGAGAAUGAGAAUGGGACUGAAAAUAAUAAUAACAAUGAGGGAGAAGAAGAAUAUACCAGGGACAGCAGUUACAAUUAUGAGCUUCUUACAUCUUUCAGUUACCUUCUCACUGUUUUAUCAGUAGUACCUAAUAAUAUCAAACUAAGUGAACGGAUUUUGCAAUCACAGCAACCUCUAUAUAGCGUGGGAUUAAAUGAAUUGUCCCUGGGAGAAGUAUUUGGAGACCGGGUCAAUGGGUACAUUGGCGUUACAAGCGAUGAAAUAUUGAAAACCCACUCAAUAUAUGACGUUGGAGUUGAAAUCGGCAACACCGUUAAAGUGUUUACCAAUGAACAUGAUCAUUCGAAACAGCAAAGCUUCCAUCAACUCAAAGCAACAAUCAGAGACUACCACAAAUUUCAAAGACUUUACUCAAACUCAUUUUUGAAGAAUUUAAAUUUGACACAUCUCGCCAAUGUGUCAACAGAUGAUUUGAUAAGGGUAGCCUCAAAUGAUGCCGCAAGUAUAUUGCACAGGGAAACAGAGACACGUCUGAAGAGCUCCUUCACACCCCUGCCUUUGCGCAAAACGGUCACCGACUUAUCUUCCCCAUCGUCACAACUUGAGAAUGAACCUGCAUGGUGGAAAUUGGAGGCGGUAGAGCCUUUAUCGUGGACAGAGUCGAUUUGGUCAGCCUUCUCAUGGUUUGCGUCUGCUGGUCAGCAGCUAGAUACUACAGAAGAGGAACCUAAUGCUCAAGCUACAUCAACCAAAACCACAGCGUCUUUACAUCAAAAAGUCGAUGUUAUCGAUCUUUUGAAAAUAGUAGGGUAUUUCCACAAAUUCACAUACAAGUGGUUCAACUAUAUAGACGAAUUAAUCAUAGAUGCUAUACAACAAGAACAGGCCCAUUUUGAAACUGAAGAGGAUCAAACACUCGUGAGGCAAGAAAUUAUUGAAACGUUACACAUAUCGUAUCAGGACAUGUUGGAAAUCGAAUUGGAUCCAUAUAGCGCGCAGGAUAUAUCAUUUAUCAAGGAGUUUGUUUUGUUGUAUUAUGGUGAUAAAGUUGAGAGGGUAAGUGUUGGAUAUAAUUUGAGUAGUAUAUGUUGCUGA
Messenger RNA from Lodderomyces oxycetoniae, 1701 nucleotides. RefSeq lists its product as uncharacterized. Gene Ontology annotation, cellular component: lipid droplet. Bases 1 to 1701 code for a protein of 566 amino acids. NCBI's taxonomy places the organism in Eukaryota, Fungi, Ascomycota, Pichiomycetes, Serinales, Debaryomycetaceae. The record is from RefSeq and is a predicted model, not a curated record. The transcript has a single exon.